Messenger RNA from Momordica charantia (bitter melon), 1087 nucleotides. RefSeq names its product ATP synthase subunit O, mitochondrial. Gene Ontology annotation, molecular function: proton-transporting ATP synthase activity, rotational mechanism. NCBI's taxonomy places the organism in Eukaryota, Viridiplantae, Streptophyta, Magnoliopsida, Cucurbitales, Cucurbitaceae. Gene Ontology annotation, biological process: proton motive force-driven ATP synthesis. The record is from RefSeq and is a predicted model, not a curated record. Gene Ontology annotation, cellular component: membrane.
UAUUCAAUUCGCGAAAUUUUCUCCCCUUUGUAGUAUUCUCCAUCGUUAAUCGGAGAAAUUAGGGUUUUUUUCCCCUUUCUGAAAUGGCUUUGGCUGGGCGCAUGAGAUCGAUCAUCCCCCAUUUCAAUCAGCUUCUGAAAUCGGAGUCUCAGACUCAGAGAACUGCUCUCCUAAGAUCCCUACUUUGCCCCACCAACUCCGUGCAGGUCUCUAGGAAUUAUUCAACUGCAUCCACGAAAAAUGAGGAAAAAGUCAAGGUUCCACUGGCUUUGUUUGGGGGAUCUGGAAACUAUGCCUCUGCUUUGUACCUUGCAGCAGUAAAAGCUAAUGUCUUGGAUAAAGUUGAGACUGAGCUUCUUGACCUUGUUGCGGCUUCACAGAGAAGUGCCACUUUUUCUCAGUUCACAAGAGAUCUCUCAGUGCCUGCAGAUACUAGGGUUAAAGCUAUUAAUGAUAUUUCUGCUGCGGCUAAAUUUUCAGAAGUAAUAAAGAACUUUUUGGUUGUAUUGGCUGAGAAUGGAAGGCUGAGAUACAUAGAUAGCAUUGCAAAGAGGUUCCUGGAGUUGACAAUGGCUCAUAGAGGAGAGGUGAAGGCCAUUGUGACUACGGUUAUUCCCCUCCCUCCGGAAGAGGAGAAAGAACUGAAAGAGACCUUGCAGGAUAUUAUUGGACAAGGGAAGAAGGUGAAGCUUGAACAGAAGAUUGAUCCAAGCAUACUCGGCGGUCUAGUCGUAGAAUUUGGCGAGAAAGUGUUCGACAUGUCGAUUAAGACCAGAGCACGACAGAUGGAGAGAUUCUUGCGAGAACCCGCUAACCUCGACAGCCUCUGAGAAGGGUAAUUUUUAUCUCUGGGGACGCCAUCUUCCUGCUCUCAGCUACCAUUUUCCAUCCAUGAAAGAGAGACUUUGGUAUUUUCUUUUCUUAUUUGAUCUUACAUGAAGGGCAAUGCCCCUAUAUAUGCAAAUAAGUUGAUUUGUCUUCAUAACUAUAUCCACGUGGAACAAUUAUGGGAAGAUUGAAUUAAUUUGAAGAGGUGGAUUCAUGAAUUUACUGAUUAAAGACAAGUGAUAAACUCAAAUUUGUAUAA